Molecule: messenger RNA, 1125 nt
Organism: Gopherus flavomarginatus (Mexican gopher tortoise)
Lineage: Eukaryota; Metazoa; Chordata; Testudines; Testudinidae
Gene: CDKN1C
Product: cyclin dependent kinase inhibitor 1C
Exons: 3
Coding region: 19-723 (234 amino acids)
Biological process (GO): regulation of cell cycle
Cellular component (GO): nucleus
Molecular function (GO): cyclin-dependent protein serine/threonine kinase inhibitor activity
Source: RefSeq, a predicted model, not a curated record
AGCAGCAGCGGGACCAUCAUGUCCAACGUGCACCUCUCCAGCGCCUCGGCUCUGGAGCGCUUGGCCGCCCGCAGGACUUUCCCCUUGCACGCCCGCACGGGGGUCUGCCGGAACCUCUUUGGCCCGGUGGAUCACGAAGAGCUGAGCCGGGAGCUGAAGAGCAAACUACGGGAGAUCAGCGAGGAUGACCAGAGGCGGUGGGACUACAACUUCCAGACCGACACCCCGCUGGACGGCCCGGGCAGGCUGCAGUGGGAAGAGGUGGAGGGAGGCUCGGUGCCCGCUUUCUAUCGAGAGACACUGCAGGUCGGGAGGUGCCGCUUCCCGGUGCUGCUGGUCAGGUCCAAGCCACCUCUGGGGGACCUGGAUACUCCUGCGGGGGCUAACCCCAGGGACUCUCAGCAGGAGCUGGUGGUGUCUGCGUCCUCCCUCAGCCCCCAGGGUAAGACGGCCGCCUCGGAAAGCACUAUCGCGGGGGGCAAAGAGCGGCUCAACCAGGAGAACCGAUCCGAUCAGCUCAACAACCACUCAGGGAUUACAAUCAAACCCGUACCCUGCGCGCCAGCGGCGCUCAAAAGGGUCUCGCCUUCCAGCGCAGCCCACAUCACAGAUUUCUUUGUCAAGCGGAAAAGGCCGGGGGACGCCAAGGCGGCCUGCGACCAUCCCGGCGGGUGUCCCGCCUCUGCGCCCGCCGAGCAGACUCCCCGGAAGCGGCUGCGGUGAACCAGAUUUUGCACUAUGACACCUAAGGGAGAUUUUGCUUCGUCUCUGGAGGCGCAUGGCCUAGCGGCUGUUCUGCCCACACUUCGGCAAGGGGCAACUCUCACGAGAUCUGGAGCAAGGAGGAUUAAGAUCUGGGUUCCCUAUACCUUCUCCCCCACGAGGAACUGCAUGCAGUGAGAGUGACUCUGACUACAGCCACAGACGGAGCAGUGUUAAUGUACAACUGUGCAAUGUAUUGCGUUUUAUAUAUAAAUGUAUUAUGCCUAAUGUGAGUACACUGGCCAGAAGUGUAAAGCUUUAAAGUCAUUUAUAUAAAAUGUUUAAUCUUUGCUGAUCUCAGUGCAAAAAAAUGUAUAUUUGUACAAAUUUUUUUUAAAGAGUUAUACUAACUUAUCUUUUCUA